CGGUAGCGGGGAAAGAGUACCCGUUCACGCGUCGAACCGGGCAUCCUUCGCUUUCCCUUGUGGCGUACACAGAAACCAACCUCCUCGACUGCUGGGCCUCACGAUGAGGUCGGUUCGACCUCACCCCGGUUCAUUCUCCAGGUCGCUAUUCUUCGAGGUCAAUUCUCAACGCUUCAAAUGCCAUACCUGUUGGGCGAGGUGUAUAUCCACUUAUCGGCAUGAGAUAGCAUCGCUCUGGUACUACUUUCUCGCCUCUUAUGUUGUGGGCCGCCGACGUCGAAAGAUAUUUACAAAUGCUUAUGUUCUUCCACCAUCCUCUUCUGUAUAUAUUCGUACGCAGGCCGAAACUAUGCUCAUUUGAUGUUGGGCCGAUCUUCGCUUGAUGACAGUUCAGCGAACCUCGUGGUUAGGCUUCAAUGCGAUGGGCUGGCGGGCCUUGUGUCGGACACCUGAGACUUG
Messenger RNA from Laetiporus sulphureus 93-53, 459 nucleotides. RefSeq lists its product as uncharacterized. The record is from RefSeq and is a predicted model, not a curated record. Lineage: Eukaryota; Fungi; Basidiomycota; Agaricomycetes; Polyporales; Laetiporaceae. The transcript has 3 exons. Bases 104 to 361 code for a protein of 85 amino acids.